UGUUGCUGGUGCUAAUGACAGAAGCUAACCCCUUAGCUCUCCGCGAGGCGCUCAGAGGCAGCAGCCGGAUCACCGGCGUCUGGCUGGAGGAAGCGAGGCGAGUUGAACAGAAAAGCUCGGUUCGAAACGAGAGAAGAGGAAAAUGGACAGGGCGGUCAGUCUCCCCGGACAACCAGAAAAGGUCACCACAGUGAACCUGGUUGAGACCAGCACGGCCCCCAGUGGAAUGGAACUGGUCAGCUCCUAUCAGACCAACAGAGUGGGGGACCCCAUGGACCUGGUGGCGCUUGCCGAGCAAGUGCAGAAGGGGGACGACUUUGUUAAAGCCAACGCUUGCAACAAGCUGACAGUAAUCGCUGACCAGAUCAGGUACCUGCAGGAGCAGGCCAAAAAGGCUUUAGAAGAAGCAAAGAGAGACGCUGACCUCCACCAUGCUGCCUGUAAUAUUGUGAAAAAGCCAGGCAACAUGUACUUCUUGUACCAGCGGCCGUCUGGACAGCAAUACUUCUCCAUCAUCUCCCCAAAGGAGUGGGGACCAAGCUGCCCUCAUCCGUUUCUCGGUGCAUUCAAGCUUCAGCAUGACAUGUCCUGGACUCCUGUGGAUGAGGUGGAAAAGAGGGACGCAGAGCUCGCCGUUAUGGGGAAACUGCUCAGCCACCAAACAGCCCUGCCUCCAUGCAUAGGACCCAAUUUCAGAGGUCUAGAUGAAUAAAACUGGACAAAAAAUAUGAUCGGUUUAUACAGAUUCAAGUCCCACACAGGGACUAAAAAACUGCUGUCAGUGAGUCUCUGUUUUAUCUUAAGCUGCCAUAAAUGCAUAAUGCUUUA
Messenger RNA from Poeciliopsis prolifica (blackstripe livebearer), 828 nucleotides. RefSeq names its product chromosome unknown C1orf50 homolog (gene cunh1orf50). Lineage: Eukaryota; Metazoa; Chordata; Actinopteri; Cyprinodontiformes; Poeciliidae. The coding region runs from base 143 to 712 and encodes 189 amino acids. The record is from RefSeq and is a predicted model, not a curated record. The transcript has 5 exons.